Chelonia mydas (Green sea turtle) is the source of this 3877-nucleotide messenger RNA. It is a transcript of the gene FES, whose product is annotated as FES proto-oncogene, tyrosine kinase. Gene Ontology annotation, biological process: regulation of mast cell degranulation; chemotaxis; peptidyl-tyrosine phosphorylation. The record is from RefSeq and is a predicted model, not a curated record. Gene Ontology annotation, molecular function: ATP binding; non-membrane spanning protein tyrosine kinase activity. The coding region runs from base 842 to 3478 and encodes 878 amino acids. The transcript has 18 exons. NCBI's taxonomy places the organism in Eukaryota, Metazoa, Chordata, Testudines, Cheloniidae.
UGAACCUCAUCAGAUUUCUUUUGGCCCAAUCCUCCAAUUUGUCUAGGUCACUCUGGACCCUAUCCCUGCCCUCCAGCGUAUCCACCUCUCCCCCAAGCUUAGUGUCAUCUGCGAACUUGCUGGGGCACAGCACACCCUGCCCCUCUGCUGUGCCCAGCUCAUCCUGCCCCGGGGCUGUGGGGCUCAGCUCGGCCCUGCAGUAUUCCCUGGAGAGCUAAGGACUGCCGCCGUUUCCCCCCCUCCAAGGCCAGGCUGGGUGCCUCCCACUCCAGUGAGUCCAUAUACUCGGGCUGGAGCCCCCUCGCCCCAGACUCUAGGGGCUUGGGGGAGGGGAGCAUCCCCCCACGCACUGCGUGGGGCUCCCUUGCUCGCUCACUCUGGGGCUCAGCAAGUAGCAGCAAAACCAGAGUCUAUUUCUGACCCACCACUUCCUCCCUCUGUGACCUCGGAGCAGCCCUGCCUGAGAGCGACUCCCAGCCCAGGCCGCUCACACAGGAGACUAACACCUUCCCCCACGAUUUGAAUCCAUUUUGCAAAUCAGAUUUUGUGGGGCUGUGUCAAACUGUCACUAUUGUCCAGCCAGUCAAGUCCCCCCAGAACCCAUGGCCCAGGGUGGUCACUGAGCCACAAACCCCAUGGCCAGAUCCCCCCGAUGGGGGCAGUGCCCCAAAACCCCUGCCCCCAGGGCUGCACGGCUAGGUGUCGGGGCAGCAGUCCAUUGGGGAAUUUGUGGAACUAUUCAGACCCUCCCAAAAAACAGUGCGGGAGAGGCGAGCCUGGAAAAUGCAAAGGGGACCUGACCACAGGCAAAUGAGCUGAGCAAGCUGCAGCAGGCGUGGGGAUGGGGCACAGGGUGGUGGCUUGGGGCUGGUAUACGGUUCACACCCAGGGCCAGGGGAAGGGGCAUUCUCGGGUGACUGUUCUACUCAUGGCCUCCAACAGCAUCGCCCCUGCCUGCUGUGUGGGGGAGAGGAGCCGGCUCUCUGUGGCUCGCGCCAUGGGCUUGGGGAUGGAGCUGUGCAGCCCCCAGGCACACAGCGCCCUGCUGCGGCUGCAGGACUCUGAGCUGCGCCUCCUGGAGCUGAUGAAGAAGUGGAUGGGGCAGCGAGCCAAGAGCGACAGGGAGUAUGCGGCCCUCCUGCACAACACAUUCUGCCAGCUGGAGAAGCAGGAGGGCUUCGGGCAGCCCCCGCCAGGAGACUACAGAAGCCAGAUCAGCGAGUCCUGGUGGGUGCUGGCGAACCAGACGGAGGUGCUGAGCCAGAUCCUGCGGCGCCAUGCAGAGGACCUGGCCGCCGGGCCCCUGAGCAAGCUGAGCCUGCUGAUCCGCGACAAGCAGCGGCUCCGCAAGGCCUACGGCGAGCAGUGGCAGCAGCUGAGCCAGGACUACGUCAGGACAAACCAGCAGGAGGUGGAGAAGCUGAAGUCGCAGUACCGGAGCCUGGCCCGGGACAGUGCCCAGGCCAAGCGCAAGUUCCAGGAGGCCAGCAAAGACAAGGACCGGGACAAGGCCAAGGACAAGUACGUGCGGAGCCUGUGGAAGCUCUACGCCCUGCACAACCAGUACGUGUUGGCCCUCAAGGCUGCCGAGCUUCACCAUACGCUGCACUUCCAGCAGGCGCUGCCCGCCCUGCACCGCUCCCUGCAUGGCCUGCACCAGGAGAUGGCGCUUGUCCUGAAGGAGAUCCUGCAGGAGUACGCCGAGGUCAGCAGCCUGGUUCAGGAGGAGGUGGGCUCCGUGCACCAGGAGAUCACUCGCGCCAUCCAGGCGAUCGACCCCGCGACAGAAUACGACAGCUUCCUCCAGCAGCACAGGUGUGUGAGCGAGAUCCCGCCCAGGGUGACCUUCGACGAGAGCCUGCUGGAGGAGAGCGAGAACCUGGAGGCCGGCGAGCUGCAGCUGAAUGAGCUGACAAUAGAGAGCGUGCAGCACACCCUGACGGCCUUGGAGGAGGAACUAGCCACUGCCACGCAGACCAUGAGCAGCAAAGGGCAGCGCGUCCAGGACCUGCAGGCCGAACUCCUGGGCGAGGAGCAGAGCGUGGGGCCCCGGGAGCGGGUGCACCUGCUGGGGAAGCGCCAGGCUCUGCAGGAGGCGCAGCUGCAUUUCCAGGUCUCCCUGUGCGCCCAGGCCAAGCUGCAAGCCCAGCGGGACAUGCUGCACCACAAGCUGGACCAGCUGGGCUCCCGCCCCCCCCGUCCAGCCCUGCCCCUGCAGGACGACAGGAACUCCCUCUCCUCCACGGAGCAGGAGCAGGAGCGCCCAGGAGCCAGCGCGCUGGAGACCCUCAGGAAUCACAUCUCGGGCAUCUUCCGCCCCAAGUACUCAGUGCCGCCCCCCCUGCCGCUCCUCCCCGAAGUGCAGAAGCCCCUGUGCCAGCAGACCUGGUACCACGGCGCCAUCCCCCGGGCGGAGGUGCAGGAGCUGCUGCUCCACAGCGGGGACUUCUUGGUGCGGGAGAGCCAGGGCAAGCAGGAGCACGUGCUGAGUGUGCUGUGGGACGGGCUGCCCCGGCACUUCAUCAUCCAGGCCUGCGACGACAUGUACCGUCUGGAGGGCGAGGGCUUCUGCACCAUCCCACUGCUCAUCGACCAUUUCCUGCAGACCCGGCAGCCCGUCACCAAGAAGAGCGGAAUCAUCCUGGCCAAGCCCAUCCCCAAGGACAAAUGGGUGCUGAACCAUGAGGAUGUGGUGCUGGGCGAACGCAUCGGGCGGGGUAACUUUGGGGAGGUGUUCAGCGGCCGCCUGCUCACUGACAACACCCCAGUGGCUGUGAAGUCCUGCCGCGAAACCCUCCCGCCGGAGCUCAAGGCCAAAUUCCUGCAGGAAGCCAGGAUCCUGAAGCAGUACAGCCACCCCAACAUUGUCAAGCUCAUUGGCGUCUGCACCCAGAAGCAGCCCAUCUACAUCGUCAUGGAGCUGGUGCAGGGAGGGGACUUCCUGACCUUCCUGCGCAGCGAGGGGCUGCAGCUGAAGGCAAAGGAGCUGCUCAAGAUGACGACGAAUGCUGCUGCUGGGAUGGAGUACCUGGAAAGCAAGCACUGCAUCCACAGGGACCUCGCAGCUCGCAACUGCCUGGUGACGGAGAAGAACUCGCUGAAGAUCAGUGACUUUGGGAUGUCGCGGGAGGAGGAGGACGGGGUCUAUGCCUCCACAGGAGGCUUGAAGCAGAUUCCUGUGAAAUGGACAGCGCCAGAGGCACUGAAUUACGGCCGCUACUCCUCAGAGAGCGAUGUCUGGAGCUUCGGGAUCUUGCUGUGGGAAGCCUUCAGCCUCGGCGCCACCCCCUAUUCCCACCUGAGCAACACCCAGACGCGAGAAGCCAUUGAGCAAGGGGUGCGGCUGGACCCUCCCAAGCAGUGUCCUGAGGACGUGUACAGGCUGAUGCAGCGGUGCUGGGAGUACGAUCCCCGGAAACGGCCCAGCUUCAGCACCAUUCACCAGGAGCUCGUCAGCAUCCACAAGAGGCAGCGGUAACAGACCGUGGGCUCCCAGGCCAGGAGACGCUGCCCUGGGCUGGAGCUGUCAGCCCCAGGGCCCCUUGGGCAGAGCCCACGUUGUGCCAGCCUCCCCGCAGCAGCACUGCAAAUGCCCGGCGUGCCUGCCCCUGGACUCGUCUUCCACCAUGGCCUGGGGCAUCGCAGGCUCCAGCUGUCGCCGUCGGCCAGACCCAGGCUAUGUUUGUUGCCUCCUGGGUGCCGAGAGACCCUGGGCCGUGGGGUCUCCAGCCUGCACAGCGCCAUCCCCUGGGCCUGCCCCAGCUGUCAGGCUGUGGGACAGAUGGGCCAAGAUCUUCUCAUCUGCCUUUUUUUUGGGGGGAGGGGGGGCGCGAGGGACAUAUUUCCUGUGGAAUAAAAGCCACCCCCUCCUCACCCA